Polyodon spathula (Mississippi paddlefish) is the source of this 5695-nucleotide messenger RNA. Its product is annotated as neuropilin-1a-like. Gene Ontology annotation, molecular function: vascular endothelial growth factor receptor activity; semaphorin receptor activity. The record is from RefSeq and is a predicted model, not a curated record. The transcript has 18 exons. Lineage: Eukaryota; Metazoa; Chordata; Actinopteri; Acipenseriformes; Polyodontidae. The coding region runs from base 772 to 3549 and encodes 925 amino acids. Gene Ontology annotation, cellular component: membrane. Gene Ontology annotation, biological process: angiogenesis; axon guidance; vascular endothelial growth factor signaling pathway.
CUGCGAGAGCAUCUCAUUGUAACUGACUGCAUGAAGAAGGCUUACUUCUUUGUCUCCCUGGUUAUUUAAAAUAUAUAUAGAUAUAUUUUGUUUACACGGCUCAAAUCUUUCCACAGCCCGCCGUGUGCGAUCUGAUACCACAGCGGCUCUAACUUCUUUACUAAAUCUUGGUGAGCCACAGCAGCAUCGACCACAGCUGUUGUCGUGUGACUGUAACAAUUACACUGUGUGCUACCUGAUCCUGGGAGAAAGCAUCAGGAAAUAAGACGAAAAGUGACUGCAUGCGCCGUCAUCUGCAAACACCCUCCCCACUUUGGCUGUGUCUGCCUUUGUAGUUUUAUUAUAGCUGCUUCGUCUGUGCAGGAUUGCUUCAUUAGACGUCCCGUCCACAGAUAUCGAUUAAUACGCAAUUCCGUAUAGAACAAAUCUGGAUGCAGUCAUUGAUUGGAGCUGUAAAGAAAAUGAUUACGUCUGCUUGAACGUCAUAAACAAGGAGUUUCGAAAUCAGGAGUUGUAUUUGUGUCUUCUUUUUUGUAUUGCCUUGGACUUGUUUAAUGGGAAAUGUCAGCGCCAGCAGCUGGGAGAGGAACAAGUCUGGGAAAAGGGCGAGGAAAUGAGAACUAACUGACAGGAUGCAGGCGACCUGAGGCACAAAAAGAAGAGUCGCUGUAACGCUGAGACAAUUCUGCUCCUUUCCUUGCUCGAGCCAAGCAGGGACAAUAUAAAUCAAAGAUCCUGCGGAGUUUAUUUUUCUUGUUUUCCUAUAACACCAUGAGGAUGCAUUGUGGAUUAGUGUUGCACUUUUUAGCUGGGAUCAUCAUAGCCAAAGCUUCAAAAAACGAUAAGUGUGGGGGUAAUAUACACAUAUCAAACCCUGAUUAUCUCACUUCCCCUGGAUACCCAAACUCGUAUUUUCCCUAUCAGAACUGUGUGUGGGUAAUACAGGCUCCAGAACCAUACCACAGGAUUUUGAUCAACUUCAACCCUCAUUUUGAUCUGGAGGACAGGGAAUGCAAGUAUGAUUAUGUAGAGGUCCGGGAUGGGGGUGAUGAGAAUGCCCCACUGGUGGGGAAGCACUGUGGGAAGAUCGCCCCCUCUCCAGUGCUGUCCACAACCUCGUUGCUCUUCAUCAAGUUUGUGUCCGACUAUGAAACACAUGGGGCUGGCUUCUCUAUCCGCUAUGAAGUCUUCAAAACUGGACCUGAAUGUUCCAGAAACUUCACAACAACAAGCGGAGUGAUCAAAUCCCCAGGAUUCCCUGAGAAGUACCCCAACAAUCUGGAUUGCACUUACAUGAUCUUUGCACCCAAGAUGGCAGAGAUCAUUGUUGAGUUUGAAAGCUUUGAGCUGGAGCCUGACACCACCCCUCCCACCGGAGUGUUCUGCCGUUACGAUCGACUGGAAAUCUGGGAUGGCUUCCCUGGAGUUGGUCCCCACGUAGGACGGUUCUGUGGACAGAACACACCUGGUCGAUUCCGAACCUCUACUGGAAUCCUUGCCAUGACCCUGAUGACCGACAAUGCCAUAGCGAAGGAGGGCUUCUCUGCAAACUUCACCGUCAUUGAGAAGACUGUACCAAAAGAUUUCGAUUGUCUGGAACCACUGGGGAUGGAAUCUGGUGAGAUUACCUCAGAUCAGAUCAUGUGCUCCUCCCAGUACAAUGCAAACUGGUCCGCAGAGAAAUCCAGACUGAACUACAUUGAAAACGCAUGGACCCCUGCAGAAGACUCCAGUAAAGAAUGGAUACAGGUGGACCUGGGGUUUCUGCGCUUCGUCUCUGCCAUCGGAACGCAAGGGGCCAUCUCAAAAGUAACGUCAAAAAUUUACUACGUGAAAAGCUACAAAGUGGAUGUGAGCUCCAAUGGGGAAGACUGGAUUACUCUGAAGGAAGGCUCUAAGCAGAAGAUUUUCCAGGGGAACACAAAUCAUGUAGAUGUUGUCAAGACUCCUCUUCCAAAACCCACCCUGACUCGUUUCGUCCGCAUUCGGCCGACAACGUGGGAGAACGGGAUAGCACUGCGUUUCGAGGUGUACGGCUGUAAAAUCUCUGAGUACCCCUGCUCUGGAAUGCUGGGAAUGGUGUCGGGUCUCAUCACAGACAGUCACAUCACAGCCUCCAACUUUGCUGACCGGAACUGGGUCCCCGAGAACGCCCGUCUCCUGACCAGCCGGUCUGGCUGGGUGCUGCAGCCGCAGGCUUUGCCAUACACCAAGGAGUGGCUGCAGAUGGACCUGGCCAAGGAGAAGCUGGUGCGGGGGCUCAUCAUCCAGGGAGGCAAGCACAGGGAGAACAAGGUCUUCAUGAGGAAGUUCAGGAUCGGCUACAGCAACAACGGCUCAGACUGGAAGAUGAUCAUGGAUGCCAUUGGAAAUAAGCCCAAGACAUUUGAAGGUAAUAGCAACUACGACACCCCUGAGCUGAGAACGUUUGAGCCACUGUUGACAAGGUUCAUCCGGGUUUACCCAGAACGGGCUGCAUCCUCGGGGCUGGGACUGAGAAUGGAGCUCCUUGGUUGCGAGAUUGAAGCUCCCACUUCGGUUCCCACCACCACGGCGAUAAGCCUGACGGACGAGUGUGAUGACGACCAGGCAAACUGUCACAGUGGCACAGGUGAUGACUACGACUCGCCAGGUGGUGGAGCUGUGCAGAUCACAGAUGAGCCGACAGGUGGGGAUACCUCAGAACUUCCAGACACGAACAUUCAUUGGUUCAAUUGUGACUUUGGCUGGGGUGCAGACCAGCCUAUGUGUGGCUGGCAGCAGGAAGGGGAGUGGAGGCUGCAGUCAAGUGGGAAACCAACCAGUAACACUGGGCCAAAUCAGGACCAUACAGGAGACGGUGGUAACUUCAUCUCCGCUCUGGCGAAUGGGAAGCCGGAGAAUGAAGUGGCACGGCUGCUGAGCCCCACCGUGCUUCCCCAGAGCUCCGAUCUCUGCAUGUCCUUCUGGUAUCACAUGUUCGGCUCUCACAUCGGCCGCCUGAGGGUCAAACAGAGGCAGCAAACCGCAGAAGGCCCCGUGGAAAUCAUUCUGUGGACCGUCAGCGGGCAUCAGGGCAGCCGCUGGCGAGAGGGCCGGCUCGUGAUUCCUCAGAGCCCAUACACAUAUCAGGUUGUGAUGGAAGCAGUAAUUGAAAACAGCAGCUGGGGAGACAUCGCGCUGGAUGAUGUGAACAUAUUGGAUGACAUGCAUAUGGGAGAUUGCAGGGAUCCAGAAAUUCCAACAGAAUAUCCAGACACUGGAAACUCCAUUGAUGAUAUUGACCUUACACCAGAGUAUGAGUAUCCUGACAACAGCAGUGAAAAUGAAGAGAUCCAAGGGAAUAUGCUAAAAACCCUGGACCCCAUUCUCAUUACUAUCAUCACCAUGAGCGCUCUAGGGGUCUUUCUCGGGGCCAUCUGCGGAGUCGUCCUUUACUGUGCCUGUUCCCAUGGCGGAAUGGCAGAAAGGAACUUGUCAGCUUUGGAGAACUAUAAUUUUGAACUUGUAGAUGGAGUCAAACUCAAAAAAGACAAACUUAACUCACAGAAUUCAUAUUCAGAGGCAUGAGAGAAGACAUGGAGACAAAUGAGCCCCAGGAUUUAAACAAGGCGGAUGGGAACUGCUUUUAACUUUCGAGAAGAAAGAGGAUUGUAGGGACUGCGACUGAGCCAAGCUUUUCUCAGGAGCUGCAGUGAAAGAAGCCUACAAAACAGGGACACUGUGUAUAGAAAUGAAAGAUGUACAGCCAGAUUAUUAUUAAUAUUAUUGUUAUUUGUAUUAAUUUUUUCAUUUUCAUUUUUAAUAAUCAUAUGCUGGUGUUGAGACCAAUUAAGACAAUGUUACAAGUAUUUAUCAUUUUCUUGAAGGAGAUGUUUUAUUUUAUAUAUAUAUUUAUUUUAAUUAAAAAAUGUAAAAUACCAAAAUGAACCAUCCUGACAAAUAUGUAGUAUUAUACUUCCGAGGGACAUACAGCACAGUAAUGUACAAUGCAGUACAACCCCAGGUCACUGUCUCUGACAAGGGUCUGACUGAUGUAUAGUUCCUGCAGGGCCUUUAUUACAUGCUUGUUGGUUUCUGUAGUUUAUUUUGGAGUUUUACAUCCCUUUUCAAUUAAAACCAAUUUGCUAGCGAAAUAAGAAUUGUGUGGUUGAGGCAGAACCAAAGCGACUGCUUCCCUAAGGUUUUGACACGACUCACGUAUUGUAUAUGAGUUUAAUAUAUUUUUUUGCCCUUUUUAAAAAAAGCUGCAGUAUCCCUUUCUUUGGUUUUGUGUGUAUAGUGUGAAAUACAACCAGACAAGUGCUUUGCUGACAAUCUCCUGUAAUGUGAUCAGUGGUCUAGCUAGGGUGGGGGAGGGGGAGGGACGCUGUGCAUCUCUCUUUGCUCCAGUCCAAGCCUGGUUUCUUGCAGCCCUGUUAUUAAAGGCGUGCAGACUUAUAUCACUUCCCUGAAACCUUUGAAGCAUGCAUCCUCUUUCACAGCAACGUCUUCACCCCAUACAGGGUGAAGCAUCUUUGAAGGCAUUGGCUCAGAGACAAAGCAGAGCAAAAAAGCAGUGCCCUCGCACCUUCCCAACAAGUACCAUGGAUCCAAUCUACAAAUCACAACGCCAAGCAAAUGGGGCUUUGGUUUCAGGUUUUACAUGAAGGACGGCCUCGACCACAGCACAGCAUGCGCACAUGAUCCAGUCCAGCUGGAUCAAGAAAGGCAUGCUAAAGGUUAAAAAGGGCUAUGCAUUUCCAUGACAUCCAGCAGGAUAACAAAAUGUAAAGACGCUUCGGUUAAGUAAGUGUGCAGUGCACGCUACACGAUGUAACCACACAGGUCACACGGAGCCCUUGUGUGUCAGAUGGGUGCCAUUGUUAAAUAGAUGCUAAUGCAUUUGGUUGUAUUUUCAGUGGUAAAAAUGGUGAGAAAUGUGUGGGUGCUUUGCUUGGGGAAAACAGGCAUGUAUGUGAUUUAAAAAUAUGACCACAUUAAAACUUUAGCAGCAAACACAUUAGUAAACGCUUUUUUUUUUUUUAGCAGUAAAGGCAAAACUGGUUUCAAACUAGCUCUCAUAAUAGGACAUCCAUAGCUGUGAAGGUAAUAUAAAUAAGAAAGGUUUUGAACUGUGAAGCACAGUUCUGCACGUUUCAUGUUUUAUUUUCUGUUGAAAAGAUACAGUAUACUGCAAUACAGCUGGCUCAUGUUUUUUUUUAAAUGUUUCUCUCAUGUGAAAUGUAGAAAUACACAAAGGAUACUGUAGCUUUAGAUAAAUAAAAAAAAACAAUCUUGCACUGAUAAAUAUAUUUAAGAAGUUUAUGUGUUUAUAAGGUUAUUGAUUUGUAAAAACAGUGUUACACAAUUCUUUUUACAUGGUUUCAGAUUAUGUGACAUAAUUUUGAAAUGUAAAAUAAAUAAGAUGUUUUCAUUAUUGAAAAAAAGGUAUACAAAUUUCCUAUAGUAACAUGUUUCCAUUUAACUAGUACAUUAUUGCUUUACGUUUUGUACUGUCAUAAAACUGCAGAUUUUUUUAUCAAAACUUUAUUUUCAAUACUGCUUCUGUAAGUUGCUGUUGUAGAGAAGAACAGCAAGGCCUUAACUUUAUCUAAUGUUUGUACUCUUACACAUGGGACAGCCUUGAAAUCACAUGUAGCUGUUGUUAUCAUUUACGCUGAACUAUGACUACUACAUUCCAAAGAUUCCGCUGAAAUAAAUGUUUUGUUAAGAA